UAAUCUAAAGCGCGAUUUUUACAAGAAAGGUUACCUCUCCCGCGCCGGUAACCUGGAACACGCAAAGAAAACGAGUCCAUUGGCCAACACAGUACCACACGAGAUGCCGCGAGCGCUGCGUUGCAUUUCGCUCCGGACAGAUGCUAUCAGGGGGUGGAGGCAAGGAUUAUGGUAUUUCUUUCUUUCGUUUUUUUUCGUACAUAACUUCUUAAAACUAACGUUUCGAGUUCAGCUCUGAGCGCUAUGCACGCGCUUUCUUUUGCUCCCGCGAACGCAGUGGAUUUGGUGGAUUACUCACUUGCGCACGACGGCUUUUUUUGUGCUAAUUAACAAAAUCUCAUCUCAAGAGGACGCUAUUGCAUUUUAGAAUAAGGGAAAAAGAGCAUAGACUUAAGAAGGAGAAAAUAUCGGAGUUUGAUGCUCUCUGUCUAGCAGCCCAAACGGUCCCGGCGUCUUCUCGUCCUUUUUCUGUCUCUCUUCCCCACAUUUAUCUGUCUCUUUUUUAUGUGGAAUAGCUUGGAAAGUCGAGAGUUGGAAAAUCUGUUAUUACUGCUGAUAAUAGACAGACCGUUCAGUGUUUUCUUCAGUAUUGUUUUCUUCAAGAAUGGUGAGUGAUCAAUGGGGAGUGAACAUGAAUAGCUCAUCGGAAGUCGAAGAUGGACAUGGACAGCGGGCAAAAUCGCAGACCUUCUGUGAGUGUGUACCCAGCACGUCGCAGCUCAAGCACCGCUGGUCUGAUUCAGACACAGUCAGGCAAACAGCUCCCAAGAGGAUGAGCUGCAGUUAUCUGCUCUGCACUAUCCUUCUUUUCGUGGCUGUCCUGCUUGCCAUUACAGUAACGGGCACCAUUCUCUUCCUGAACCACUCCCAGUCUCCGCCUAUUUCAGACAGCCCACCGCAUAUCACCACCAAUCAGGAUGAGGCCAACGCCCUGGUAACAGUUGAGCAGGGUGACGGCUCGCGUAUCAACAUUUUUAUCGACCCAAACUGCCCUGACUACAACAGCAAUUUCCUGCGAUUGGAAGGAGUGCAGACCUCCCUACUCCACUCGCUUACUGAUCAUGACUCAGACCUCAAGUCAGUCAAAGGCCAGGACCGUGCACUAUUGGUGAACCUUGCUGAAGAGGUGGCAAAGCUCUCAGCACAUGCAGGCCAAUUGAAGAUGGACUACGAGUCUCUGAGUAGAGGGCAAAGCAACUUAGGACAGGACCUUAACACGCUGCAAACUGAACAAGGAAAGCUUAUACAGCUGCUCUCAGAAAGCCAGCUUAACAUGGUGAAGGUGGUGAACUCAGUCAGCGAUGCCUUGAACUCCAUGCAGAAGGAGAAUGGAGGCUUGAAGGCUCGUGUGAAAGCUGACCUGCAGAGAGCUCCAGUAAGAGGAUCUCGUUUCAAAGGCUGCGCUAAUGGCUCCCGUCCUCGUGACUGCAGUGAUAUACAUGCAAGUGGUCAGCGGGAAGAUGGUGUAUAUUCUGUGUUUCCCACUCAUUACCCUGCAGGGUUUCAGGUCUACUGUGAUAUGAGCACGGAUGGAGGGGGCUGGACUGUGAUUCAGCGCCGAGAGGAUGGAGCUGUGAAUUUUUUUAGGGACUGGGACUCUUACAGAGAGGGAUUUGGCAAGAUCACAGGAGAACACUGGCUUGGUUUAAGGCAGAUCCAUGCUUUAUCUAUCCAGGCAAACUAUGAGUUGAGGAUAGAUCUGGAAGAUUUCGAAAACAGUACAGUAUUCGCCCAGUAUGAUAUGUUUGGGGUUGGACUGUUCUCAGUAGACCCUGAGGAUGAUGGCUAUCCACUGACCAUCGGUGACUAUACUGGCACUGCAGGCGACUCCUUGCUGAAACACAAUGGUAUGAAGUUUACAACCAAAGACCGUGACAACGAUCAUUCCGAGAAUAACUGUGCGUCGUUUUACCACGGCGCAUGGUGGUAUAACAGCUGCCACAUGUCCAACUUGAACGGCCAAUACUUGCACGGUCAACACACCUCUUACGCCGACGGAAUUGAGUGGUCGUCUUGGACUGGCUGGCAGUAUUCACUCAAAUUUACUGAAAUGAAGAUUCGACCCACACGUGAGGAAAGGGAGAGCAAGUGAUCCAAUCAAAAACAAUUAUGGAAACUGAAAAUAUUGGAAAACAUUUAGAAAAUAAUGCAUAAAAAAAUGUAUAAGAAACUGAAACUAACUAUCAUUGCUGACUGUGAUUAUGACAAGGAAAGAUCCUUUUUGUCACAAUUGUUUUUUUUUUUUUACGUUUCGUUCUGUUGCCUCAUUUUGAAGAGAAGUCCUAGUUGAAGUGUAUUGUAAACUCCACUGGAUUGACUGGUCAAAGAUACAGAGCAUCUAGAAGAAUCAGGAAGUUUCUCAAUACAUGAUAUAUCUACUCAUAAUGCAGUCUUUUCCACUGAGAGGAAGGAGUUUUGGUUCUUCCUUUAGGAAUGCAGGAGCUUUUAUUAAUCCGAAAAAAGAAGAAUGUCAAGAAGAGUGUCACAAAAAUUGGGCUAAUUGGCAAAAGAUAAUUAUUAGUGAAAUAUUGUAUGGAAAAGAACAUUGGGGGAUUGUUGACAGAUUGAGUUAUCGUUUUUGGCAUACAUGCAUAUAUUAACUUUUACUUAUCACAGUUACUUACUGAGCCAGCUUUUCAACUUCUUCUCCCACAGAUGGUGGUGUGUGUGUGUGUGCGCGCGUGUGCACGUGCAUGCAUGGGGUGUGGGAAGGGGAGUUCAAGAAGUAGAAGCAAGUAUAAUUAACAAAGUUGGAUCUCAAAUAACAAGGAAUAUCAGCGUGGUAAUUCUGGUUUAUGUCACUUCAUCGGAUUUAAGGCAUCUUAUAAUCAUAUCGCAUCAAUCUGAUAUUGUUUUAAUAUCUACAUAUUGACUAAUAUUUAUCAUAACUUUGUCACAUGACUACCCACUUGUGAUGAUGUUUUAGGUCUUUUUUGUUGACUAUUUUAUGCACCCUGUUGCACAUGCUGUACCAUUGCUGUGCAAAAGUCUUACUCUAAUUUUUUAAAUACUCAUAAUGUCUUAUGCCUUAUAAUGUCUUUAAAAAAAAACAAAGGUAGUGUGACCUUCACAUUAUCUAGAAAGACUGUGGCAGAUUUUCCAAUAGGCUUAGAAAAACUUACUAGCUAAUUUCCUUAUUAAACUGCACAAAAAAAAUGCACCCAAGACUAUUGACACACUCUUAAAGACAACGGAUCACACCAGAUAUUACCUUUGUUUAGUGCUGUCUGGUGCAGUUUAUAGUAGCUGUAAUGUAGAAAAUGUUUAAUUUCAUUAUUUUUGAAGUCAUGUUAGCUUUACAAAAGUUCUUUACAUGCACAUAAGACUUUUACACAGUGCUGUGUAUGGAUUCCUCUGCCUUUUCUUUUACUGUUUAGAAAAGAAAAUUGCAUCAGAUUUUAAUUCCUUUAGGGAAUUCUAUACUCAUGCUGACUCAAUCCCCUGAGCCUUCCGGAGGUCCUUAUCUAACAUAUUUCACUUGAACUAAUAAAGUAUUGUUAAGAUGACAAAUGCACCACAGAGACAUUUGAGGAUGGGUUGGAUGUGAGGGAGGAGGGUGGGUGUCAGGGCACAGGCUGUAUUAAAAUCACUAUUGGAUUGCAGGACUAUUUCAAAUUGAUUUGUGAGUCUCCACUCCACCCUUCUGUUCUGUUGUCUCUCUCUCCUUGUCUUCUGCAGCAUGUCUGAUCUACCCUUGUCCACUUACAUCAAUUAUGCUUCCUUUUUUUUUACUCACAUUAUUUUACUCACAAAAUAAAAUGUUUGUCUGGUCAGUAAGAAAGAGCACAAUACAUCAACAUUCCUGGAUUUAUGAAUAGAAAAACAAAUUAACACAUGUGCAAUGAAGCCAUAAUUAGGACAUUAACUAUUUGCUUUUCACAACAUUUCAAAGUGGCUCAUUUACUGAAUAAAAUUCAGCAGUUAUCCUAAAUACAUAAUGGUUCUUCUUGUAUGACAACUGUGCACAACAUGGCUUCUGCAAGAGCGCAUUAUUAUUGCAGUCUAGGUUUUUACUAGUUUGUAACAAAUUAUUCUAUUUAGAUUAUUAAUUCACACAUUAUUAACUCCCUUUUACAAUGCCUGUGUCUGAUAUGGAGGCGUAGGCAGAAGCAAAUGCAGGUAUGGCAGUUUAAUAAAACAACAAGAAGUGCAAAAGAUAAGGCAGAAGUCAGUAAUCAUGAACAGACAGAAAUCAGGAAAACAGUACAAACAGGGCAGGGCAAAGAGACGAGGUUGUAAACGUAAGCAAAGUUUAAAACAAAAAAAAAACAAACAGAAUAAACAGACACUGUACGAAGGUUUGGGAUAGACAGAGACAAAAGGCGACUGAGCGUAUACUACGCAACCUGAUGACUAAAUGAGAGUCUGCUUCUAUUAGCACUGCUUUGGGCUAAAAUUAGUAAAUUUUCAGAAACCUCGGAAAUUAUUUUUUUUUGUACUUUCUGCUUAUUUAUUUACAUUUGUAUUUAGAAAUUAAUUUUUAUGUGACUACUAAAUGAAAUAACAAACCUACACAAAAAAAUGUAUAUGUUUAAUACCUGCAUAUAUCACAAUAUAUAUGGCAAACAAAAAUUAUUUUAAGAAAAAUGAUCACCUGCUAAUUCAAUAGAAAGACUGCAGUGUUGUUCAAUUUCAUAAAAGCUAUAUACUUAAAACAUACUAACUCCAUCCGUAACUCAAAUCUAGCCUUUUCAUAUCAUUCGACAUAUGGAACAUUGCCAGAACAAUACGGUGCAUUGCAUUUCCAUAUGAGAACAUGUUUCACAUUGCAUCUGGUUUAAAGUAGAUAGAACAAUGAAGUCAGUUGAGACACAGCCCAUGUCAAAUCUACUUCCAAGAAUUGUGCAUCAAAAAAGUGAGAGCUGAAAAAAUGUGUCCAUGUUCCCUGUAGCUGUGCAAGAUCAGUCUUGUUAACCAGUCAGCCACUGAAAUUGAUGUCUGGAUGAAAUAAAAUGACAAAGCAGGGCUAAAUCAUUUUAUGUUGAUUUAAGGUCAACUGUGGGUCCUGAAGCAAGUCUCUUUUUAUAAUGUACUGAAAGCUUUAUUGUGUAGAUUUUCUGUACAAUGUGUUUUAGAAAGUGUUGAUGCAUGUAAAAUGUUUUUUUUUGUUUGUUUGUUUGUUUGUUUGUUUUUUUGUUUUUUGUAUAUACAAAAGCACAAAAAGCACAGCCAUUUUGAUGAACAUUUAAUAUCAAAUUUAUAUUCCCAUAUUCUGUCACUUUUUGUGAAACCUGAGACUUGAGCUGUUUGGAUUGCGGUGGGAUUUUACAGAUUAAGACUAUUUGGGACCAAAGAAAGGAGAUGGAGCAUCAGAGAAAUUCAAAAACACACCAACGUUCCCCAAACUAUACUCCACCAGUGUUUUUUUUUGUUUGUUUUUUGUUUUUUUCUUGAUUUAAGUGAUUUAAAGCAACAAUGGAGCUGCGUUCACAGGACCUUGUCUUCACAGACUCUAAAAUCUUCAAGAAAAAAAUAUUUAUUUCAGUUUGAUGCCUUUGUCUCCAUGCUGCUGAGGCAGCAAGAGCUUCUCUGUUCUUUACUUUUCACUGACACUCUCACUCUCUCGCUCUCUCGCUCUCUCUCUCUCUCUCUCUCUCUCUCUCUCUCUCUCACUCUCUCGCUCACUAAGUAAGAUUAUGUCUCCAUUGUUUUUCAUUGGCUUCAAAGCUACCUCUCUUGUCCCAAAUCAUCUGUCAAUUAAGUUUGUGAAGUUAGUAAGUUUAAGUUAGUGAGUGAGUGGGUGAGAAACAAAUACAUGUGUAAAGGUAAGUUGUUGUUUUCUGUGAAUGAGAUUGGCUCUAUAUGAUGUUUGAAGAAUUUAAAUAAAUGACGUCAAUAAACAGAUUAUAUUGACGGUGAA
Ictalurus punctatus (channel catfish) is the source of this 5860-nucleotide messenger RNA. It is a transcript of the gene fibcd1b, whose product is annotated as fibrinogen C domain containing 1b. NCBI's taxonomy places the organism in Eukaryota, Metazoa, Chordata, Actinopteri, Siluriformes, Ictaluridae. Bases 605 to 2092 code for a protein of 495 amino acids. The transcript is spliced from 8 exons. The record is from RefSeq and is a predicted model, not a curated record.